Vollenhovia emeryi is the source of this 627-nucleotide messenger RNA. RefSeq lists its product as uncharacterized. The record is from RefSeq and is a predicted model, not a curated record. Bases 1 to 615 code for a protein of 204 amino acids. NCBI's taxonomy places the organism in Eukaryota, Metazoa, Arthropoda, Insecta, Hymenoptera, Formicidae. The transcript is spliced from 4 exons.
AUGAACAAGGAAAAUGAAAAUGAUUGGACUGAAAACAAGAUGUUCCGUAAAGACAAGGAACGAUACGCGAUCGUUCGUUUUACGGACGAAGACUUAAAUUCUAGAAGUCUUGAUUUGGUCCCACUCUCAUGGUUGCACGAAGAUACAGAGAACAGAUAUACAUGCCUAUAUCCAGGUCCGUGCGAUUACCAGCACAUUGACAGCUGGCUAUUAUCUUUGAAAGAGCCCGAGACACAUUGGGAAUCUUUUGCAAUAAAAGUCAUUGCAUACGCAAAAGAUUUAAAACAAGGGAAAAGGCGGCUCAAGCGAGCCUUGAAGUCCGAUGAAAUUAAAUGCACUGAUGACGGAUGUGAUGAAAGCCAACCUAUUAAAAUGUCCACAAGGGUCGUCGAAGAAAGUUUGAAUGCUGUGAAAUCCUUCCGACAGUGUGAUAAGCCUUCUUCGGCAUCAGUAAAUUCAUUGCUUACCAUCCAGCCAAAAACGAAGAACAAUCCAGGGAUAUGCUCGACAGAUGAACCAAUGGAAACAGAAGAAAUAAUGGAUAAUCCUUUUUUUGAACAAAACGCGAUAGAUAUAAUAAAUCUACCACCAAGUAAAUACUUGAAAUUCUCUUAAAUAUGUACUGCU